GAUGAUGAUGAUGAUGAUGAUGAUGAUGAUGAUGAUGAUGAUGAUGAUGGGAUUAUGAUGAUGAUGAUGAUGAUGAUGAUGAUGAUGAUGAUGAUGAUGAUGAUGAUGACGAUUAUGAUGAUGAUGAUGAUGAUGAUGAUGAUGAUGAUGAUGAUGAUGAUGAUGAUGAUAUAUGAUGAUGAUGAUGAUGAUGAUGAUGAUGAUGAUGAUGAUGAUGAUGAUGGGAUUAUGAUGAUGAUGAUGAUGAUGAUGAUGAUGAUGAUGAUGAUGAUGAUGAUGAUGACGAUUAUGAUGAUGAUGAUGAUGAUGAUGAUGAUGAUGAUGAUGAUGAUGAUGAUGAUGAUCGAUGAUGAUGAUGAUGAUGAUGAUGAUGAUGAUGAUGAUGAUGAUGAUGAUGAUUUCGAAUGA
This is a messenger RNA of Echinostoma caproni, 408 nucleotides long. The record is from the annotation of a GenBank genome assembly. Lineage: Eukaryota; Metazoa; Platyhelminthes; Trematoda; Plagiorchiida; Echinostomatidae.